CAUAUAUUCGUGGGGAAAAACGCGCAUUGUGAAGCCGCAGACUUGCGUUGCCGCGACCAUGGAGACUUCCCUUGGCCUUGGACUGCCGCUGAUAAUUUCGUGGUUCUUGUAUUCUGUCCUUCUUAUCUCCAUUUACGUUGGUGCAACUGCCACAUACAACCUAUUCUUCCAUCCUCUACGACACUAUCCAGGGCCGAAGUCAUGGGCAGCUACCUAUUUGCCUUGGUCCCUCAGCGUUUUGCGCGGCCAUCCUCACAUCGACAUACUCGAGCUACAUAAGCGUUACGGCGAUGUCGUCCGCCUCAGCCCCAGCGAGCUGUCAUUUUCGCACACCGACGCAUGGAGGGAGAUAUAUGGCCACCUCAAGCGCGGCGAGGUGGAGAAUGAUAAGGACCCCAGGCUGGAAGCGGCAGGUGACCAGAGUAUUGUCUCGGCCCCUCGCGAACGACAUGGGCAGAUGCGGCGCCUCCUUUCACAUGGAUUCUCGGCCCGGGCCAUGGCUGAGCAGCAACCGCUGAUGGACAGGUACAUCGACCUCUUCAUCAGACGACUUCGUGAGAAAGGCCAGGGCGGAAAGGCGCGGCUCGACUCGACCAAGUGGUUCGAAUGGACGACGUUCGACAUCAUAGGGGACCUGUCGUUUGGGGUACCCUUUGGAUGCCUACAGAAUGCCGCGUCUCAUCCUUGGGUAGAGACAUUGUUUGAUUCACUGGGCGUAGUGCCAAUCCAACAAAUUAUAUACAACCUUCCCCUUUACUCGGUUCUCAAGGCAUUCUACUUCAUGUUAUUUGUGCCAAGGCACAUAAUGACCAAGCGCCAGACCAGCCAGCUCUUUUCAGAGGAGACGCUGAAGAAGAGGAUGAGUCUCGCAACGGACCGACCAGACUACGUGGAUGCGAUGCUCAGAGGUGAAGGGGAGAUGAAACUGACCGAUAUCGAAUUGAGAGACAACGCAACACUGAUAACCACCGCUGGCUCUGAAACAACCGCAAGCGCACUCACUGCGACCAUAUUCCUUCUCGGCACCCAUCCUGAUGUUCUCGCUCGGCUGGAGGCCGAAGUCCGUUCUGCCUUUCGCAAGGACCAAGAGAUCAACGUCAACAGUGUCCAGAAUCUCCCAUAUAUGCUUGCCGUCCUCAAAGAAUCCAUGAGAGUCCAUCCGCCAGUGGCAAUUUCCAUUCCUCGAGUGACACCACCUGGUGGAGCUCGAAUAGCCGGCACCCAUGUCGCCGAAGGUGCAAUCGUAGGCGUCUGGCAGUAUGCGGCUUAUCACAACCCGGCUAAGUUCCGUCAUCCUGAUUCCUUCAUACCAGAGCGCUGGCUGGAAGACUAUCAAGGAUUCGAAAACGACGAAAGGGGCCUGUGUCAGCACUUUUCGGUCGGACCACGGAAUUGCAUUGGAAUGAACCUCGCAUACGCUGAGAUGAGAUUAAUCCUCGCUCGCAUCAUAUUCAAUUUCGACAUCAGCCUGGCUCCUGAGAGCCGAACCUGGACCUCAGGCCAGAAGCUUUUCUUCUUUUGGAAAAAGCCGCCUCUGUGGACGUACUACAAACCCAGAAAGGAGGGGACGACCUCGUGAUAUGAC
This is a messenger RNA of Diaporthe batatas, 1585 nucleotides long. RefSeq lists its product as uncharacterized. Gene Ontology annotation, molecular function: heme binding; oxidoreductase activity, acting on paired donors, with incorporation or reduction of molecular oxygen; iron ion binding. The record is from RefSeq and is a predicted model, not a curated record. Bases 59 to 1579 code for a protein of 506 amino acids. Lineage: Eukaryota; Fungi; Ascomycota; Sordariomycetes; Diaporthales; Diaporthaceae. The transcript is spliced from 5 exons.